AUGGUGAUAAGGGUAUUUUUCCUGCUGGCCAUCUUUACUAAGACAUUGGCAGGCCUGUGUACCCCAAAUAAAGCAGAUGUUAUUCUUGUGUUUUGUUAUCCUAAAACCAUCAUCACAAAAAUACCAGAGUGUCCCUAUGGAUGGGAAGUGCACCAGCUGGCUCUUGGAGGGGUUUGUUACAAUGGAGUCCAUGAGGCAGGUUACUACCAGUUCACAAUCCCUGACCUGUCACCUAAAAACAAGUCCUAUUGUGGAACCCAAUCUGAGUACAAGCCCCCUAUCUACCAUUUCUUCAGCCACAUUGUGUCCAACGACAGCACAGUGAUUGUGAAGAGCCAACCGGUGAAUUAUUCCUUCUCUUGUACGUAUCAUUCAACCUACUUGGUCAACCAGGCUGCCUUUGAUCAGAGAGUGGCCACAGUCCAUGUCAAGAACGGGAGCAUAGGCUCCUUUGAAAGCCAGUUGUCUCUGAACUUCUAUACCAAUGCCAAGUUCUCCACUAAAAAAGAAGCCCCUUUUGUGUUGGAAACCUCAGAAAUUGGGUCGGAUUUGUUUGCAGGCGUGGAAGCCAAAGGGUUAAGUAUUAGGUUUAAGGUGGUCCUGAACAGCUGCUGGGCCACACCUUCAGCAGACUUCAUGUAUCCCAUGCAGUGGCAGCUAAUUGGUAAAGGAUGCCCCACUGAUGAAACUGUUUUGGUGCAUGAAAAUGGCAAGGAUCACAGAGCAACUUUUCAGUUCAAUGCUUUCCGCUUCCAGAACGUGCCCAAACUCUCCAAGGUUUGGCUACACUGUGAGACGUUCAUUUGUGACAGUGAAAAGUUCUCCUGCCCAGUGACCUGUGACAAAAGGAAGCGAUUCCAUGAAGAGACUGGAGGAGUGUUAGUUGUGGAACUUUCUAUCCGUAGCCGAGGCUUCUCCAAUCAUUAUGCUUUCUCAGAGAUUCUCUAUCACCUGGUCUUCAUGCUUGGCUUCUUCGCUGUGGUAGGAGACCACACAGCAUCUGUGGCCCCCUGAUCCAAGGUCACCCUUUGCUGAUGACAAACUCAUGUUCAUUUCUGCUGCCAAAAGCAAAGCAAAAUAUUCUCUUAUCAGGAAAGUGAAUAAAACUUGGGCAAGUUUUUGUUUCAGUAAUUUGUCUAAAUUCCCCACAUUUGGAGGGUUUUUGUUUGUUUAGUCGCUGUUCCCCAAUUUCUAUCUGUUGCUCCUUCUAGAGAUUGAAGGGGGCUUUCCUAUUCAUUCAGUUCCUCUUCCUUUAAUUGGGAGAGGCUUGUUUCCCUUCCAAAUUUAAAAGUCAAGGGCUGCAGCAGAGUCCUUUGAAAACUAUGCUGAAGAUAACAGUGAACGGAUCAAACAAAGCUGACCUUUUGAACAGGAGUUGAGGGCCAUUCAUUUUGAGCCAAUCCUGGUGUAGCAUGCCUAAGAAAGGUCAGCUCUUCAGAUAAGCAUGAUGCUAUCUACGCAGAACUGCUAGGCUUGGGCUGCCAACCCCUGAAAUAAAUGUGUGACAAGGUAUGAGAGGUAGUGGCCACUAUGGGAAAACCAGGGGUCUCCAGCCUUUUCUCAGCCUGGCCACAAAAUAAAUUCUUGGUCUCUGACCACUUGAGGAGACUUCAAGCACCAUCAAUGAAUGGCUCUUUUUUAUUAUACUGAAGUAAUAUAGCACUUAGCAUAGUAGGUACUCAAUACUUGUUUGUUGAUCUGAAUGAAAUAGGAAUAGGAAUACUUACAGCACACUUGUGUAUACAAAGUGCUUUCGACAUACCCCAGCUCAUUUGCGAAAUCCGAAACAUCUCAAACUACACAAGUUACACACACAUACAUACACACACACACACACACACACACACACAUAUAUACACACCCCUCCAAAAACAAAUGAACAGUUACUGAUUCAACAGUAGGAAUUUAUUGUAAUAACUAUAUAAGCAGUAAAGCUUUCAGUUCAAACCACAGAACCUAAAGCUAUUUAGGAAGUUUCAGCUCUAGUAGUUUCAACUUUUAGUAGUAAGGAACACAGGAGAAAAGCAUUUUAUUCUAAUCAGAAACCUUUUGGCUAGUAAAUAGUAAAUUUAUGUUCACAUUCUUCUGAAUAUAAAUCUUUGAUCAGCAGAGCAAAUCAAUGUCUGUGUUUGGUCUGGUUUAUUUUAUUAUCAGCUUUUACAAUCCUGUGUAUCUAUCGGCCUGGUGCUAUGUAAUAAAAAGUUUCUAAAACAAAUAAUUUGUAUUUGUUGUUUACACCUAGAAGCAUCAUUCUUGAUAACCAAUUCUCCAGCACACCUAUGAGAGCCUACCCCAAUUUCUUUUACUUGCAAAUACACUACAGGCCCACAGUCACCACUGUGACCUAUAAAUUUCUGUGUUGUUUACUGUCAGAUUUCCAGGUGCAGAAAGGAAAAGAAUCUUUUCUGGGGAAACAGUGACUUUGGUCAACUGGAAAUCAUAAUGACUAAACUUCUACUUGUCUCUACUUUUUUUCUAAUUAUCAAUAUCUGUGAGCAAUAAAGAAAGUAUUCCCAAAAAGGCUCUCCUGUCACCUACUAGAGGUAUAUCAUGCAUAAAAGAUAGAAAAUAUAGGUAAGGGCAGAAAGAAAUAAAUGUUUUCUUCCUUGUUUACAAUUUAUAGAAGAAAAAGGGGCCAGGCAUCAAAUAUAGAUUUUAUGAAUAGUCAAAAUCCUCAGGGUAAGGGAAACCUGGAAAACUUAGCCAAUGACGCCUUCAGCUAAAACAAUACAUUAAUAGAGGAUAGACAGGAUAGGUCAGGCUCCUCCUACAGGAGAUCUUGAUUCCCCAGCUGCCAUUUCUGCUGUCACCAAAAUUAUCUUUAUUUUGUAUACACUCAUAUACAUACAUACAACCAUAGUCUCUUCCAGGAAGUUAUGUUUUAUGUAUGCCUUUGUAUUCCCAGCAAGUACCCUGUAUCAGUACCUGGCACAUAGUAGGCCUGUAAUAAAUGCUUGUUAA
Phascolarctos cinereus (koala) is the source of this 2961-nucleotide messenger RNA. RefSeq names its product tectorin beta (gene TECTB). Lineage: Eukaryota; Metazoa; Chordata; Mammalia; Diprotodontia; Phascolarctidae. Gene Ontology annotation, molecular function: extracellular matrix structural constituent. The record is from RefSeq and is a predicted model, not a curated record.